AUGCAUCCUUUUAGAUCGGCACUACUUCCCAGAAGUGUUCCCUGUAAGCCGAUAUUCCCUUCAUCUGUGUGCAGAGUGAGGAGUUCACUACUAAUACAGCGAUCAUAUCUAUCAAACGCUAUUUACAGAGACUUGAAUAGCACAUUGAAUAAUAAAAUAUAUUCUAGAUCAUUCCAUUCUUCCCCACUCAUACAAUUUAGAAUAUCCAACAUUCUUUUAAAUGAAAAUACCAAUGAAGAUAAAAAUAAUGACAAUGAGCAGCAAAAGAAAUAUUCAGAGAAAGAGAAGAAAGAUGACUCAAAGAAAACAUCAGAGGAAUAUAAAUCAAUGGCGGAUUACUUUAAAUCAAAAGAAUUCAUGAAUACAAUUUUCUUAACGAUAGGUUUUACGAUUCUAUUCAAUCUUAUGAGUACAAGCCGGGAUUCUAAUGAAAAUAAAUCGUUGACAUUUCAAGAUUUCAAAUCAAACUAUCUAGAAAGGGGGCUUGUCAAAAAGAUAUAUGUCAUUAACAAAUAUUUGGUAGAAGCCGAAUUACAUGAUCAAUCAAUUAUUACGGGAAGUCAACCGAACUCGAUGAAUCCGUUCAAUAAACAUUCUAAUGUAGUUGCUUUCACGAUUGGUUCAGUUGAUAUAUUUGAGGAACAAAUGGAUCAAAUACAAGAUGAGUUGCAAAUAGAUCCUAAAGAUCGCAUUCCUAUUGUUUACGCCGAUAGAGCAUCUUUCUUGCAGUAUUUGUUCCCUUUCUUACCCACUAUAAUUCUACUAGGUGGUUUGUAUUUUAUAACAAAGAAAAUGGGGAAUCCCACAAAUGGUGCCGCAGGAAGUAAUGGCAGUGGAGGAGGACUAGGAGGUAUGUUUGGAGUUGGGAAAUCAAGAGCUAAAUUGUUUAAUAAAGAAACAGACGUUAAAGUUUCAUUUAAGAAUGUUGCAGGUUGUGAUGAAGCGAAGGUAGAAAUAAUGGAAUUCGUUCACUUUUUAAAAAAUCCAAAUAAAUAUACUGUCUUAGGAGCCAAGAUACCAAGAGGUGCUAUCUUGUCAGGACCUCCAGGUACAGGUAAGACCCUAUUAGCCAAGGCUACUGCAGGUGAAGCUGGUGUGCCAUUCCUUUCCGUUUCUGGUUCUGAAUUUGUAGAAAUGUUCGUUGGGGUAGGUGCUUCUAGAGUACGUGAUUUAUUCGAACAGGCAAGAAAGUUAGCUCCAUCAAUCAUUUUCAUCGAUGAAAUUGAUGCCAUUGGGAAAGAGAGGGGUAAAGGUGGUGCGUUAGGUGGAGCUAAUGAUGAAAGAGAAGCUACUUUAAAUCAGUUGUUAGUUGAAAUGGACGGAUUUAGCACUUCAGAUCAAGUCGUUGUGAUUGCUGGUACAAACCGGCCUGAUGUUUUAGAUCCGGCAUUAUUGAGACCGGGUAGAUUUGAUAGACAUAUCCAAAUAGAUGCGCCAGAUAUCAAUGGUAGGAAACAAAUAUACUUAGUUCAUUUGAAGAGAUUAAAUUUAGAGGAAAAGUUAGUAGAAACGAAGGAGGAUGUUGAAAACCUAGCGGGGAAGUUAGCGACCUUAACACCAGGGUUUACUGGUGCUGAUAUAGCAAAUGCUUGUAACGAAGCUGCUUUGAUUGCUGCAAGACAUAAGGACCCAUUCGUUACAAUACAACAUUUUGAACAAGCCAUUGAAAGAGUAAUUGCAGGGCUAGAAAAGAAAUCCAGGGUUUUGUCGAAGGAAGAAAAGAAAACAGUGGCUUACCAUGAAGCAGGGCACGCGGUUUGUGGAUGGUUCUUAAAAUACGCCGACCCAUUAUUGAAGGUUAGUAUUAUACCACGUGGACAAGGAGCUCUCGGCUAUGCCCAAUAUUUACCACCCGACCAAUAUCUAAUCAGUGAAGAACAGUUUCAGCAUAGAAUGAUUAUGGCACUUGGAGGCCGUGUGUCAGAAGAACUACAUUUUCCAUCAGUAACAAGCGGUGCCCAUGAUGAUUUCAAAAAGGUGACACAGAUGGCAAAUGCAAUGGUUACUUCACUUGGAAUGUCUAAGAAAGUUGGCUACGUUUCUUAUGAUCAACGUGAUAGUCAAUUCCAAGUUAAUAAGCCUUUUAGUGAAAAGACUGCGAGAAAUAUUGACACUGAGGUUAAAAGGAUAGUCGAUUUUGCCCAUAAUAAAUGUACCCAAUUAUUGUCUGAGAAUAUUGAAAAAGUGGAUAAGGUGGCGAAAGAAUUAUUAAGGAAAGAAGCCAUCACUAGAGAAGAUAUGAUUAGACUUCUCGGUCCAAGACCGUUCCCUGAAAGGAACGAAGCAUUCGAAAAAUAUUUGGACACUGCUGGAGACGAUAAAGCAUCACCUGCACCGGAGGCGAAAUAA
Naumovozyma dairenensis CBS 421 is the source of this 2349-nucleotide messenger RNA. RefSeq names its product AAA family ATPase AFG3 (gene AFG3). Gene Ontology annotation, molecular function: zinc ion binding; ATP-dependent peptidase activity; metalloendopeptidase activity. Lineage: Eukaryota; Fungi; Ascomycota; Saccharomycetes; Saccharomycetales; Saccharomycetaceae. Gene Ontology annotation, biological process: protein-containing complex assembly; mitochondrial protein processing. Bases 1 to 2349 code for a protein of 782 amino acids. The record is from RefSeq and is a predicted model, not a curated record. Gene Ontology annotation, cellular component: m-AAA complex; membrane. The transcript has a single exon.